Molecule: messenger RNA, 411 nt
Organism: Lodderomyces parapsilosis
Lineage: Eukaryota; Fungi; Ascomycota; Pichiomycetes; Serinales; Debaryomycetaceae
Gene: ERG28
Product: Erg28p
Exons: 1
Coding region: 1-411 (136 amino acids)
Cellular component (GO): membrane; endoplasmic reticulum
Molecular function (GO): protein-macromolecule adaptor activity
Source: RefSeq, a predicted model, not a curated record
AUGAAUAUCGGGAUCUUACCAUUCACUCGUGGUGGCAAAUUACCAUACUGGUUGCUAUUUAUCUCCAUCGUGUCCAUUUUUAACUCAUUACAAACCUAUCAAAAGGAUUUGACCUUAACUAAGCGAGUAUACAAUGCCAAACCACAACAAGUGACAAACUUGUCAGCAAGAACUUUUGGAACUUGGACUUUGAUCACUUCUAUAGUGAGAUUGUAUGGGGCUUACUAUAUUACCAACCCACAAGUUUAUCAAUUGACUCAAUUUACCUUUGGCGUGGCUGCAUUCCAUUUUUUGAGUGAAUGGCUAAUCUUCAGAACCACUCUGUUGGGUAAAGGUUUGGCAGGACCUUUAGUUGUGAGUAGUUUGAGUUUAGCUUGGAUGUGGUUGUACAAGGAUUACUAUGUGUUUUAA